AUGUCACAAGCCGUCCGCCGCUUCGCCCAGAUCGUCAAGCUCAAGCCUCAGCACCUGGCCGAGUACAAGGAUGUGCACGCUCGAGUAUGGCCCGACGUGCUGGCGCAGAUUAAGCAGUGCAACAUCAAAGACUACAGCAUCUUUUACGACGACAAGUCCCACGUACUGUUCGCCUCGUUCAAGUACGUCGGCUCCGACUACAAGGCCGAUAUGGCUCGCAUGGCAGAGAACCCUCGUGUUAGGGAGUGGUGGCGCAUGACUGAUGCAUGGCAAGAGAGUCUCGUUCCCGGCGCUGUGAGCUCCGAGGCAGGCGAGCCGUCGUGGUGGAAGCCCGUUGAGGAGGUGUUUUAUAUGCCGUGA
Molecule: messenger RNA, 360 nt
Organism: Fusarium keratoplasticum
Lineage: Eukaryota; Fungi; Ascomycota; Sordariomycetes; Hypocreales; Nectriaceae
Exons: 2
Coding region: 1-360 (119 amino acids)
Molecular function (GO): racemase and epimerase activity, acting on carbohydrates and derivatives
Source: RefSeq, a predicted model, not a curated record